AGCCCCACUCCAGCCAUGGCUGCAGCGCCCACUCAGCCCCAGUCCAGAGAAAGACCCUGGAGCCUGGAGUCAGAGUCCCCCGUGCUUCGUAUCACAACUCCCCUACCUCCCGUGCCCAGCCCAGGCCCCGGGGAAGGGCCCAGUACUACACCCCCUAGCAGAGCAUGGACUCCAACCCAAGAGGGUCCUGGAGAUAUGGGCAGGCCAUGGGCUCCAGAGGUCAGGUCCCGGACCAUGGGGCUCGGGACGGAGGGAACCAUUACGACCUCUACAGCUUCAGGGGACGAUGAGGAGACCACCACCACCAUCAUCACCACCACCAUCACCACAGUCCAGCCACCAGGCCCUUGUAGCUGGAAUUUCUCAGGCCCGGAGGGCUCUCUGGACUCCCCCACAGCCCCCAGCUCACCUACUGAUGUCGGCCUGGACUGUUUCUACUACAUUUCCGUCUACCCUGGCUAUGGUGUAGAAAUCAAGGUCCAGAACAUCAGCCUCCGAGAGGGGGAGACGGUGACUGUGGAGGGCCUGGGGGGGCCUGACCCACUGCCCCUGGCCAACCAGUCUUUCUUACUGAGGGGCCAAGUCAUCCGUAGCCCCACCCACCAAGCGGCACUGAGGUUCCAGAGCCUCCCACCACCUGCUGGGCCUGGCACCUUCCAUUUCCACUACCAAGCCUACCUCCUGAACUGCCACUUUCCCCAGCGUCCUGCUUAUGGAGCUGUGACUGUCACCAGCCUCCACCCAGGAGGCAGUGCCCGCUUCCGCUGUGCCACUGGCUACCAGCUGAAGGGUGCCAGGCUUCUCACCUGCCUCAAUGCCACCCAGCCCUUCUGGGAUUUCCAGGAGCCUGUCUGCAUUGCUGCCUGCGGUGGGGUGACCCGCAAUGCCACCACUGGCCGCAUUGUCUCCCCGGGCUUCCCUGGCAACUACAGCAGCAAUCUCACCUGCCACUGGCUGCUCGAGGCCCCGGAAGGCCAGCGGCUGCACCUACACUUUGAGAAGGUUUCCCUGGCGGAGGAUGACGACAGGCUCAUCAUCCGUAAUGGAGACAACGUGGAGGCCCCUCCAGUGUAUGAUUCCUACGAGGUGGAGUACCUGCCCAUUGAGGGACUGCUCAGCUCCGGCCGACACUUCUUCGUGGAGCUCAGUACUGACAGCAGCGGGGCGGCGGCUGGCAUGGCCCUGCGCUAUGAAGCCUUCCAGCAGGGCCACUGCUAUGAGCCCUUUGUCAAAUACGGCAACUUCAGCAGCAGCGCCCCCUCCUACCCUGUGGGCACCACCGUGGAGUUCAGCUGCGACCCUGGCUACACACUGGAGCAGGGCUCCAUCAUCAUUGAGUGCAUUGACCCCCACGACCCCCAGUGGAACGAGACAGAGCCAGCCUGCCGAGCUGUGUGCAGCGGGGAGAUCACAGACUCAGCUGGUGUGGUGCUCUCCCCCAACUGGCCGGAGCCUUACAGCCGUGGGCAGGACUGCAUCUGGGGUGUGCAUGUGGAAGAGGACAAGCGCAUCCUGCUGGACAUCCGAGUGCUGCGCAUAGGCCCUGGUGACGUGCUUACCUUCUAUGAUGGGGACGACCUGACGGCCCGGGUACUAGGCCAGUACUCAGGGCCGCGUGGCCACUUCAAGCUCUUUACCUCCAUGGCCGACGUCACCAUACAGUUCCAGUCAGACCCCGGGGCCUCGGUGCUGGGCUACCAGCAGGGCUUUGUCAUCCACUUCUUUGAGGUGCCCCGCAAUGACACAUGUCCGGAGCUGCCUGAGAUCCCCAAUGGCUGGAAGAGCCCAUCUCAGCCUGAGCUGGUACAUGGCACUGUUGUCACUUACCAGUGCUACCCCGGCUACCAGGUGGUAGGAUCCAGUGUCCUCAUGUGCCAGUGGGACCUAACCUGGAGUGAGGACCUGCCCUCCUGCCAGAGAGUGACUUCCUGCCAUGACCCUGGGGACGUGGAGCACAGCCGACGCCUCAUAUCUAACCCCAAAUUUCCUGUGAGGGCCACCGUGCAGUAUAUCUGCGACCAGGGUUUUGUACUGACUGGUAGUGCCAUCCUCACCUGCCAUGACCGUCAAGCCAGCAGCCCCAAGUGGAGCGACCGGACCCCCAAGUGUCUCCUUGAACAGCUCAAGCCAUGCCACGGCCUCAGCGCCCCCGAGAACGGUGCCCACAGUCCUGAGAAACGGCUUCACCCAGCAGGGGCUACUGUCCACUUCUCAUGUGCCCCUGGCUACGUGCUGAAGGGCCAGGCCAGCAUCAAGUGUGUGCCCGGGCACCCUUCACAUUGGAGUGACCCCCCACCCAUCUGUAGGGCUGCCUCUCUGGAUGGGUUCUACAGCGGCCGCAGCCUGGAUGUUGCCAAGGCACCUGCUGCCUCCAGCACCCUGGAUGCUGCCCACAUUGCAGCCGCCAUUUUCUUGCCACUGGUGGUGAUGGCGCUCUUGGUGGGAGGUGUGUGCCUCUACUUCUCUAGGCUCCAGGGGAAAAGCCCCCCCCUGCGGCUGCCCCGGACACGACCCCGCCCCUAUGACCGCAUUACUGUGGAGUCAGCAUUUGACAAUCCAACUUAUGAGAUUGGAGAGACGAAAGAAUAUGAAGUCUCCAUCUAGGUGGGGGCAGCUUGGAAAAGCCAGCUCAGCCCAGCAUCACAGCCCAGCAGCAGAGUUUGCAGCUUCCUUCUGCCCCUACACCUCCUGUACAUACCAUCUGGGAAGAGACGCC
Ailuropoda melanoleuca (giant panda) is the source of this 2716-nucleotide messenger RNA. It is a transcript of the gene SEZ6, whose product is annotated as seizure related 6 homolog. The record is from RefSeq and is a predicted model, not a curated record. The transcript has 16 exons. Bases 16 to 2604 code for a protein of 862 amino acids. Lineage: Eukaryota; Metazoa; Chordata; Mammalia; Carnivora; Ursidae.